Molecule: messenger RNA, 474 nt
Organism: Nezara viridula (southern green stink bug)
Lineage: Eukaryota; Metazoa; Arthropoda; Insecta; Hemiptera; Pentatomidae
Source: the annotation of a GenBank genome assembly
AUGAGACGACAGAGAACAGAGGGUGUAAAUCAAGCGACACCUCCUCGGGAGAGACGGGACGACGUCGCUCUAUUAGGACCUAGCUACAAGAGACGCCCGAGGGACGACAGCUGGACUGUCGGUUGGUUGAAGGCGGAGGAUCAGACAGUUUUGACCCUUCAUACCAAAGUCGUAACCCACAACGCAAGAAUCUCCGUAAGUCACGACAACGAACGUGUCUGGAGGCUUCACAUCAGACAACUGCGCGAGACAGACCGUGGCUGCUACAUGUGCCAAAUCAACACCAGUAUCAUGAAGAAGCAGAUAGGUUGCAUAGAUGUACACGUUGAUCAGCUGCUAAUUUGGGCUAAUACCAUUUUUUUUCGAGACAGGUGUAAAUGGAUAUCCACCUACGACAGAGCCGAACUGAGAUAUUUCGGAUCGAAAUAUAAGGGCUCCAAGGAUAAUGAUGGAAACCGGAGAAGAGGAAGAUGA